CACUCACCAAUUGUCUGUGGUUCACCAAAACCGACCAUCGACCGACGCCAUUAUUGUGAAACAAUUUUUAUUGUUAAUUUUCACGUGCUUCUGUCGGUAUUACGUUUUAUUAAGUAUUUAAAGCUACACUAAACCUAUCAAUAAUGGCUGACAACGACGAUCUUCUCGAUUACGAAGAUGAAGAACAAGCAGAUCAACAGACCGCCGACGGAGCGACCGAAGCGGCGCCAAAAAAAGAGGUUAAAGGAUCUUAUGUAUCAAUCCACAGUUCGGGCUUCAGGGAUUUCCUUUUAAAACCUGAAAUUCUGCGUGCCAUAGUCGACUGCGGUUUCGAGCAUCCGUCGGAAGUGCAGCACGAAUGCAUUCCGCAGGCCGUACUCGGCAUGGAUAUCCUGUGUCAAGCGAAGUCCGGCAUGGGCAAGACUGCCGUGUUCGUGUUGGCCACCCUGCAGCAGCUCGAGCCGUCGGAGAAUCACGUGUACGUGCUGGUGAUGUGCCACACCAGGGAGCUGGCCUUCCAGAUCAGCAAAGAGUACGAGCGCUUCUCCAAGUACAUGUCCGGCGUCCGGGUGUCCGUGUUCUUCGGCGGGAUGCCCAUACAGAAGGACGAGGAGGUGCUCAAGACGGCAUGCCCGCACAUCGUCGUGGGCACGCCGGGCCGCAUCCUGGCGCUCGUCAACAGCAAGAAGCUGAACCUGAAGCACCUGAAGCAUUUCAUCCUGGACGAGUGUGACAAGAUGUUGGAGUCGCUGGACAUGCGGCGCGACGUGCAGGAGAUCUUCCGCAACACGCCGCACGGCAAACAGGUCAUGAUGUUCUCGGCCACGCUGAGCAAGGAGAUCCGCCCCGUGUGCAAGAAGUUCAUGCAGGACCCCAUGGAGGUGUACGUGGACGACGAGGCCAAGCUCACCUUGCACGGCCUGCAGCAGCAUUACGUAAAGCUCAAAGAGAACGAGAAGAACAAGAAGCUGUUUGAACUGUUGGAUGUCUUAGAAUUUAACCAAGUAGUGAUAUUCGUUAAAUCUGUACAAAGAUGCGUAGCUCUCGCACAACUCCUCACAGAUCAGAAUUUCCCAGCCAUCGGUAUUCACAGGAACAUGACUCAGGACGAGAGGCUGACUCGCUAUCAACAGUUCAAGGAUUUCCAGAAGAGAAUACUAGUAGCCACCAACUUGUUUGGAAGAGGAAUGGACAUUGAAAGAGUAAAUAUUGUCUUUAACUAUGACAUGCCUGAAGAUUCAGACACUUAUCUGCACAGAGUGGCCCGAGCUGGCAGAUUUGGUACCAAAGGCUUAGCGAUAACCAUGGUCUCUGAUGAGAAUGAUGCCAAAAUUUUAAACGAAGUCCAGGACCGCUUUGAUGUCAAUAUAACUGAGUUACCUGAAGAAAUUGAAUUAUCAACUUACAUAGAAGGGCGAUAAAUUGAUAUUAUAAUUUUACAGUAAAUUAUGAUUUGUGUAAUAGUGAUAAAUAUAAAUUCACCUGCUACACUUCUGUAGAUUAAUUUAAGGUCUAAAAAAACUUACAUCUGUUUAUAGAUUUGCUCUAUCAGAUUGACUAUAUUUUUAUGUUAAAGCAACUAUAACUACAUUAUUGUUUUACAUUGAAAUUUUGUACUGAAAUGAACAAGCUCAAAGUAAAUUAUCAAACAGUUGGUUGAGAUACAAAAUGUCAUGAUGAAUCUAAUCUUAGAGCAGAGCCUAAAUUUAAGUAAUUAUAGAUUUAAGUCUUGAAUAAAACAUUUGAUAUUGUCUUGAA
Bicyclus anynana (squinting bush brown) is the source of this 1758-nucleotide messenger RNA. RefSeq names its product ATP-dependent RNA helicase WM6 (gene Hel25E). Gene Ontology annotation, molecular function: RNA helicase activity; ATP binding; RNA binding. The transcript has a single exon. NCBI's taxonomy places the organism in Eukaryota, Metazoa, Arthropoda, Insecta, Lepidoptera, Nymphalidae. The record is from RefSeq and is a predicted model, not a curated record. Bases 144 to 1421 code for a protein of 425 amino acids. Gene Ontology annotation, biological process: mRNA export from nucleus; mRNA splicing, via spliceosome.